This is a messenger RNA of Haplochromis burtoni (Burton's mouthbrooder), 4221 nucleotides long. RefSeq names its product hormonally up-regulated Neu-associated kinase (gene hunk). Gene Ontology annotation, cellular component: cytoplasm. The transcript has 9 exons. Gene Ontology annotation, biological process: intracellular signal transduction; protein phosphorylation. Gene Ontology annotation, molecular function: ATP binding; protein serine/threonine kinase activity. The record is from RefSeq and is a predicted model, not a curated record. Lineage: Eukaryota; Metazoa; Chordata; Actinopteri; Cichliformes; Cichlidae. Bases 567 to 2627 code for a protein of 686 amino acids.
CUCCGCCCACCUUCGCUGAUUGGGUUGAAAAUUACCCCGGCUACCAACAACAUGUGCAUUUUUUUCUUACCCUCUCGCACUAAGCAACGCCCACACGGAGGACCGGGAAAGUCGCUUCAAACUGCAAAACACGCUGCUUGUUCUCAGACUAAUCAGGAGACGAACGUGUUUGGAGAAGAGAGGCAGAGCACACCUUCAUUAGAGCCGAUGCUUGUUGUUAUGCUUUUUUUAAAAACCCACCUAGGUAUUAAAAUAGAUCGUGGCAGUCAGGUUACUAACUUAAGUCACUGAGUCUGUUCCCCCCUUUUUUCUACCGUUUUUUUUUUUAAUCUAAACUAAUUCAUUAACUUCACAGUGGUCUCGGAAACUGCUGAGUGAGCUCACUUGGUGCUUUGGGUGAACAGGUGGCGCAAGCUCCGGUACUCGUAAUUUGUUAUUACGCAGAUAACGGAGUUAAGAUACUUUACCGGACGUUAAGCAUUUAAUACCUGCAUUGAAAGUGGGUGUAAUUCGGACUGCGUAUUAUCCUCCCUUGUUAAAAGGGGACACUUGACAAGGGAGCUGUGAUGCCUGUUGCAGACAGCGACAUGGUAGUGGACAACGGGCACGGGUUAUACGAGGGUAAAAUUCCAAACAGUGCCGGGAAUGAGAGUAUCCUCCCGGCCUCCCUAUGCAGUCCUGUAACGGACAUCCUCAAGAACUUUUACCACACCAAACGGGUCGGGAACUACAUGAUCGGGAGGAAGCUGGGAGAAGGAUCGUUCGCCAAAGUUAGAGAAGGUCUCCAUGCGUUAACAGGAGAAAAGGUGGCGGUGAAGGUGAUCGACAAGAGGAAGGCCAAGAAGGACUCAUAUGUUACCAAGAACCUUCGGAGAGAAGGUCACAUCCAGCAGAUGAUCCGCCACCCCAACAUCACUCAGCUGCUGGACAUCUUGGAGACAGAGAACAGCUACUACCUGGUGAUGGAGCUUUGUCCCGGUGGGAACCUCAUGAACCACAUCUACGACAAGAAACGCCUGGAUGAGAGAGAGACGCAGAAGUACAUCCGGCAGUUGGUGCUGGCUGUGGAGCACCUGCACAGGGCUGGUGUGGUUCACAGGGACCUCAAAAUAGAAAACCUCCUACUGGAUGAGCAGGACAACAUAAAGCUUAUAGAUUUUGGCCUAAGUAAUUGUGCUGGCAUCUUGGGAUACUCUGAUCCCUUCAGCACCCAGUGUGGAAGUCCAGCUUACGCCGCCCCUGAGCUACUCUCUAGGAAAAAGUAUGGACCAAAAGUGGAUGUCUGGUCCAUUGGUGUUAACAUGUACGCAAUGUUGACUGGGACACUCCCGUUCACCGUGGAGCCGUUCAGUCUUCGGGCGCUGCACCAGAAGAUGGUGGACAAGGAGAUGAACCCGCUACCUCCCACGCUGUCAACAGCUGCCAUCUGUCUUCUGAAGAAGCUACUUGAGCCAGACCCCAACAAGCGUCCCAAUAUCCACCAGGUGAUGGCUGACUCCUGGCUUCAGCUGGCCAAUAAGAACACAGGGGCACCAUACCUCAACAGGAUCCACAUUGAAGAAAUCAACCACACAGUGUUGCUGCAUAUGACGGAGAAGAUGGGCUACAAGCACAGUGAAGUUCUGAGCGCCGUCCUCACCAAUCGCGCCUGCCACACUUUGGCGGUCUACUUCCUCCUCAACAAGAAAAUGAAGAGACUCUCCAAAGAAUACAGGGAGAUGCAGUUCCAAGAGAAAAAGAGAGGCGAAAAGCAGAAAAACGAAUACUUCCAGACCCAGUGGAGGAAGCACGUCGAUAAGCUGACCAUACCCCCGAAACAGACGCCCGUCUACCUGGCUGUCAGCAAGGGGCCCAGCAAGGAGAAGAAGCACAGAACAGGUUUACUGCGUGCCAUAACUGGUGGGCAUCGUAAUUCACCUCUGGCACCUCCGGGCACAGUUGCUUCUUCCUCCAUGGAGUACCUAGAGAUCCACCCUCUAUUCCCCAACACGCCACAGCAACGGAGGCGCCUGGCCACCCUUCCGCAAGUCAACACGAGCCCAGAACACAACAUUCCCGCUCCUCCCGCGCCGUCGCCAAUUGGCAUGCAUUCCUUCGGCUCGCUCGCCAAAGCUGAACAAAUCGAAGACACCCCAUCUUCGCCCUGGUACAAGCUGACUAACGGGACCCUGUCCCCUCCCCGCCACGUCUCCGCCUUCCAGCCUGACUCCUCUUACUUGAAAAAAGCCACAAUCCCCAGUCCGCCCGUCCUCAUUGUCAAUCCACAGCCCAAGAAGAGCACCUCGACAGAUUGGUGUGGUUCUUCUGACACUAGUGGUAGCCCUCCCAGCACUAUAGGAAGUCCCCCAGGGAGCUCAGCUUUUAGCCCUCCAAAGUCUGCUUUCAGUCCCCUCAAUCCUACCUCAGCUUUUAGUCCUCCUUCCAGCAGCGGUAGCAGCGAUCCCGAGAGCCCAACGCAUCGCAGCAAAUUCCCCUCAAUGGGAAUCGGACAGAUCCUAAAGAAGAAGGUCCAGCUGCAGCCAUUUACAUUUCGUCCAGAACAAGUCAUCGAGGAAGUCGUGUCCCCUCCUCCCUACCCCAUGCAGACUCUCCUCUGUGCUUCAGGUGCACUAAAGACCCUCUGCUGAGUUAUAAGAUGAUUUAAAAAAAAAAAAAAAAAAAGUUGGACUGAACUCGAUGCCCCUUUCAACAUUUUUAUGUUGGGAGAGGUCUUCCAGAGCGGCCUUUUGAACUGUGAACUGUCCCUUUAUUGCGACUGAGCCACUUUUCAUGACAGACUUAUUUAAAAAAAAAAGGUGGUGAGAAUAUAAAAUGUAUUACCUCUUGUUACCACACGUAUUAUGUAAUGUGAGAAGUGACACUGAGGAGAUAAGAUCUGAACGGAUCCAUGAGCAAUGACUAAAUCUCUCUGUGUCCUAAAUACGGAAUGGACAUGGGACAUUGUGUAAUAUGAGCCUUGCCAAUAACAAUUGUACACAGACACAAGCACACACACACGAGUACACACUGAACGAUGUAUUAUAGACCAACUUAGAGAUACUCUCUUAUGUAACAUUGGUGUAACUGGUUACUAAUUGAGCCGCAAACUGAUUCACACCAGCUAACAGACCCCAACUUUUACCCUAACCCUGAUUUUACAUGUAUAAAUGUUUUGUCUCUGUGAAAACUCUGUAUAAUAGCCACUGACAUCCAGUCAGCCGGCACUAUGUCCUAUGCUGACCGGAUGAAGAAGCUCACUGCACUAUUCUUGAAAACCAAAACGUAUACUUAGAACGGUGUUUAACAUCUUUUACCUCACUGCAUUUAUUCAUGCAUUAAAUGUGGAACAGCAGUCGGCUGUGACAUGCUUGUGUGGAUCGUGUCACAGUGUAGCAGUGUGUAAGUGUUGCCAUUAGAAUCAACACACUAAAAUAGCCGUAGGUUGCAAGAGCAGAAGCAUAUUCUCACUUUUAUAUAAACGUCCUCAUAAACCUUCACUCAGCACUGAACUUUUUUAUCCACAAGUGUUGCUUCACCUCUAAGACCCACAGGGAAUCUGUAAAAGUCUUGACUUUCUCACAGCAGGAUAUGCCUGUUCCUAGUCAGUUUGUAAUAAAAAAAUAAAUAAAAGAAAAAAGAAUAGAGCAUCAAAAGCCUUAUGAAACAGAUCAACCUCACCACAGGUUGAGUGUAUGAAAGUGGAAAGAACUGCUACUAGGAUCAUCUGCGGAAAUAAUUCACUUCCUUUUGUCUUAACGCUGUAGUUUGUGCAAUAGUCUUAAGUGUUAACUGCAAUGAUGAGUAUUUGCCAAGAGCUCUGAGACAUGUGAAAAAUGUUCCUGUAAAUAACAGUGCAGCUCCUGUGUUCCUGUUGCUUACUCCGUUCUGUAUGAACAGAAGUUUAAGACGUUUAUCUGAGCCGACACUGUCACAAAUUAGUUGCCUGUACAAAACAAAGGGGGAAAAAACGAACAAAAAAAAAAAAGGCUUCCACGGGCACACGAGGCUUCUCACUGUUAAAAUACUGUAGAAUCUCUUCAUGUCCAAAUGAAAAGUUGCAUGAGUCAAACUUGUGUUGUCAGCAUUUGAAAUUAUGUCUUUGUACCUUUUUUCUGGUUGAUACUGAGAUUGAUACGGACUUGGGUGGGGGGUGUCUUUUUUUAAGAUUUUGUAAAGGAUGGUUUUGUUUGAGUGUCAAGAGAUUUCUAUGCUGUAUAAAGUAUUUUAAAUAUUUAUAAGGAA